AUUCUGGAAAGAAUGGCUACACUGCCAACAGGGCACCUUCGAUCGAUGGGCUGCUGUCAACAAAACCUUUAUAAAAUAUUUAUUAAAUAAAUCCUUUAUAAGACGCAGUCAUUCCUCUACGACAAGUUUAGCUCUGUCUAUGUACAUGUCACAAUAUUGUGCAUCAGUGAAGUGUACAACAUCUGGAGCGAUAGUGAAAGUGAAUUGCAUAGUUUGAUUCAUUUCCAUGAUAGUGACGGGGCUGUCGGACACAGCUGUAGCAUAUGUGAGCGGAGCUCUUGCGAAUGUUAUGUAAGCGCUGGUAGCGCGCGGCAUGUCUUGGAUGAAGCGGCCACAGGGUGGCACGGCACCGCCGCCGGGCCCCGAGCGACAGUCCUACGCCGCACCCCAGGUACAGGCAUUUGGGAACCAACAGAACAUGUACCCAAAUUAUCAAGCAGGUACAGGUGCAGGCAAUGUUCAACCACAGCAGUUCUGGCAGAUGCCACCCCAACAACAAGGCCAGUAUGGUCAGCAGUUUGGACAAGUGUACCAACAACAAGACUAUCCUACCAAUGCUAACCAGUUUUAUCAGCAACCAGCUCCAAACCAGUUCAACCAGAACUACACCAGUCAGGGUUUCAAUAAUGCUCAAACCCAAAGUUACCAACAAAAUUAUUACCCCACUGAAGGAGCCACACAACACAACUUUCAACAAAAUAAGCCCAAUGCUGACAGUUGGGAGGACAACUGGGACUGGGGAUGGGAGGAAUCAGCAAAACAAGCUCAGAAAGCAAACCAGAAUGCAGGCCAGCAACUUGCGCCUCCUCAACAGGCAGCCUUCAAUAAUGCUAAUGUUAUAGAAGAGAGUUUUGCUUCAACUGAUAGCUGGAAUUGGUCUAUGGAUGAAAAGAAAGAGUCAAAGGAGCCUGUGUCUGUACCUCACAACAAUGAAAAUAAAGAACCCCUCCCUCUUCCCUCAAAGCCUGUAGCAAGUAGUAACUCUGAGGCUGAAACAGUAAAUAACAUGCCUCCCGCUCAUACUGAGGAAGUUCGGAGCUUGAAUGAUAAGGAGGUGGUAAGGGAGCGUCUGCCUAAUCUGGCUUUAGGUAAACGCUUUCAUUUAGACAAUUUAACUCCGCAAUGGUCCAUAGAAUCCCAAAUGUCCCAAGAAUCAAGUGAUGGACCUCACACUCAUUCUGAAGGAACUUAUAGGAGUGAUAAUCAGUCUAGGAACUCGAGUAAGAGUAGUCCAGGGUUGAAUACAGACAACUCUAAUUUUAAUUAUUCUCAAGUUGGUUUUGAUGAAAGUUUCCCUCAGAACAAUGAAUGGUCAAGACCAACAGAUGAACCACCUACUGACCAUGUUCAAAGUAACAGCAGACGGGAAAGUCACGAUGAUCUAUCAGGGUCUCUGCAAGAACUAAAUUUGAACAACCAUAAAAAACCAUCAACAGAUACAUCACACCAGAGCCAUCAUGAUGACGCUAGAAGCAGUCAUGAUUUUAGUUCAACAACACAACCCCCCCCUGCUGUGUCUCCACUUAGUUUUCCAAGUCCUGUUGCAUCCAAUGUGGUUCCACCUGUUAUGGUUACCAACAUGCCUCCCCCACCACCAGUUUCAUCUACAUCUACACCUUCAAGUGCAUCUUCCUCUGCUGCAUUACCAGCUGCUUCCUCUUCCUCAGCAAUACCUCCACCAAAUUUCCCACCACCUACUUCAAGUCAAAAUCCCUUCAAAAUGAAUGCAGGUCCAUUCUCUCACAAAACGAUAGCUAAAGUGUCGACUAGUGCUGCAAGUGCACCGGCAUUCCCAGCACCUAGUGCGACUCUGGCAUCUCCUGCAGUAGUUAGCAAAGUGUCUCAGCACAACAGAGUGUCACAGGGGUUCGAAGCAAACCUCGAAACUACACCAGAUAAUUCAGAACGACCAGACCAGCCCCAAAUAUCAGCGUUUCGACCAUUGCCUGUCUCGCAACCGGUACCCGAUAAUAUGGAGAUAGCCCCACAGAAUGAUAGAAACGAAUAUCUACAAACAGCACAUUUGUCAAGCAGUGACUAUGGAGAAAAUACCGACUUUAGUAGAGGCCCACCUCCUCCUGGGUUACGGCGGAUGGUAGUAGGUCAACAAGAAUCUGAAUAUAAUCAAAAUUUGAAUAUUUCCGGAGAUGAACCGCCACCUGGCUUGGCUAGAAUGGUGCCAGGUCAACAGACCGAGUCUGUAAAUGCAUACAAUCAGGCAGGAGAAAAUUAUUUAGACCGUCAUAUUGACGGACAGCCAACUGAAAAUAGCGCUCGUCCUUACCGCCAGGCUGACGGUCAACAAACGCCAGACAGUUACACACAGGCGCCUCCUGCCAGGGCUGCAGAGAGGCGACCUAUUGGGCUGGAUAGGAUGGUGCCAGGCGAACCAAGCAAUGAUGAGUACCCGCAAUAUCCGACUUCCAACUAUGCUGGCACGAACGAACAGCGCGUGGUCACGGGUCUGGACCACGACUUCUCUAUGCCGACUGACGCUGGGCCCCCAGAUGUCAGAGAACAAAAUGUCGACGGUUCUGAUUACACCGAACAGAGUUCCAGGAACCCGCCGAGAAACAUAAUAGGUGCCAGGGAGUCCAGUAACGACGCCUCUCCAGAUUUCAGCGCGCCGCCGGAUGAUAAUCAGCGGGAAGUCACGAUGGAGGGCGAAAACCUGCAAGAUUUGAGCAUAAUUUCUUCAACAGAACUGACGUACUCACGAGAACAGGUGUUGGACGGCGCUGAUAUUACACUCGCAGAUAUCGCUACUGACAGAAAGACUGAUUUAUCAGAUUCUAUAGACCACCCCACCACAAGUUCUAGGCGCCAAUCUCUAAAUAGAGUUAACACUUCGGGAGAAGACUCCGAGAGAGAUAGAGCAUUCAAAUCUUCGCCGAGAAGAGACAGAGACAAACAUAAGUCGACCAGAGAUAGAGAUUCGAAGCGGGACAGAGACCGCGAUCGAGAGAGAGAGAGGGAUCGAGACCGAGAACGUGACAAAGACGGCAGGUACUCUCGCGGCGACCGGAAGUAUGAGCCUGAGAGGAGAUCUGGCAGGGAGGAGCGUCGGGAGCGCGACGCCUACCCGCGCGAGCGACGCGACCGUGACCGCGACAGCCCGGACGCGCGCCGCCACCGCCGCACGCGCGCGCCGCGCUACGAGACCGAGGACACGGACUACUACAGCGACCGGGAGAGAGAUCGAAGGCGCCAUCGCGAGGGCUCGUACACCUCUUCCAAACCGCCCCGUCCUGAAGACAAGGAGCGGCGGUACGUCGAGGAGCGAGACCGCAACAAACGGUACCACACGAUAGAACGAGACAGACGAUAUGACGACGAUCGCGAAAGGCGCGAGCGGCGGCGCGGCGACCGCUACCGCGACCGCUACGAGCGCGCCUACCGCGACAUCGACCCCUCGCGCAAGCACGGCAACCUGCGCGCGCAGCGCGACGAGGACGCCAGGAGAGUUGUGACAUUCUCGAGCGAUGCAAAAACUAAAGAUAGUUGUUUGGGACAAGGCGAGCUGUCGGCGACGUCGCGGCCGGAGUCGCGCGAGGCGCCCGCCACGGACGACGACUCGCACGAGGCGCGCCGCCGCGCCCGCGCGCGCCGCACCGCCGAGCCCUUCUAUGACGAGUACGGCAGCGGUAUGGGCGGCGGGUACGCGGACCCGUACCUGGUGCAGCGGCAGCAGUACCAGUACUACGAGCACCUGCGGCUCACCAACCCGGCCGCCUACAUGCAGGUGUACAAGCAGCUCAUGGCGGGCCACGCGCCGCCCGUGCCGCCCUACUUCACCCCGAUCACAGAGCUGGGCGGCGCGGCGUACGAGGAGCGGCGCGAGGACCGCGGCAGCGUGCACUCCGGCCGCUCCAGCGCCACCGGCCUCAAGGGGAACGACACGUACUACGGCCGACUGGCGGCGGGCGGCGCCGGCUCGCUGCGGGCCGCCUCGCUGCGCACCGACCUCUCCGACAGGGACCUGAACACGGACAUGUCGCUUAACCUGCACCUGGAGGAGUCGACCGUGCGCUCCGAGAGGAUGACUCCGUUCCGGUACUCCACGGCGCACACCAAGGGCAGCGUGGCGUCCCGCGACGUGGUGGUGGUGGCGGCGGGGUACCCGGCGGACGGCGCGCCGGGGCCCGUGCGCGUGCUGUCGCUGGCGGCGGCGCUGCAGCGCCUGCCCGACGCGGCCGAGCUGGCGGCCUACCCCGGCCCGCUGGUCAAAGGCACAACGCACAAGAAGAGUGUGAUCGAGUACUGCAAGUUGCGCGCGCGCAGCGCGGCCCACGAGGGUGCGCGUGACGUCACGGGCUACGUGCUGCUGUGGGAGCUGCUGGCGCUGAUGCUGCGCCAGAACGGGGUGGUGGUAGGCUCGGACAUAGCGGAGCUGCUGAUGAAUAACACCCGCGAGUACCCGGACUCGGCGGCGGCCAGCAGGCGCGGCUCCGGGGCCGAGCCCCGCGAGCCUCGGCCCGAGCCCUGCGAGCCUCAACCGGAGCCCCGCGACGAGGACAGCUACGCGCCCGACCAGCCCGCGCCCUCACUUGACGACUUGACGCUGCGUGUUGCAGGCCGGGCCGCGGCGGACGCGGGCGCCGCGCUGGACCGGCUGCGGGAGCUGCUCAUAUACGGGAACCGGCAGGAGGCACUCGAGUGGGCCAUGCGCAGCGGGCAGUGGGCGCACGCGCUGGCGCUGGGCGGCGUGCUGGGGCGGCGCGCGCGCGGGCUCGUGGCGGCGCGCUGGCUGGCCGCGCUGCCCGCCGCCGACCCGCUGCACUCGCUGCACGCCGCGCUCAACGUCGCGCCCGUGCCCGCCGCCACCUGCGUGUCGGAGGCGCGCUGGGGCGACUGGCGGCCGCACGCCGCCAUCUUGCUGGCCAACCCGUCCGCGCGCCCGGACCACGACCGCCGCACUCUGCUGCAGUUCGGAGACAGCCUGGCGUCGCGCGGGCUGCUGUACUCGGCGCAGUUCUGCUACCUCGCGGCCGGCGAGCAGCUGGCGCGCCACCCGCUGGCGCCGCUGGCGGGCCCCGGCGGCCCCGCGGGCGCCCCACUGGCGGGCUCCGGCGGCCCCGCGGGCGCCCCGCCGCGCCUGUCGCUGCUGCUGGGCGAGCCGCGCGCGCCCACGCUGGCCCAGUUCGCGCACAACAAGGCUCUGUUCGCCACCGAGAUCUACGAGUACGCCAUGUCGCUGAACCAGGACGACUUCGUCCUCGCCGAGUUCCAGGCGUACAAGCUGGUGCUGGGCGUGCGGCUGGCGGACGUGGGGCUGUACGAGCGCGCGCUGGCCUACAGCGCGGCGGCGGCGCGCGGCCUGCAGCGGGCGCCGGCGCCGCACAGCCGCGCGCUGCUGCGGGCGCUGGCGGCGCUGGCCGAGCGCCUGCAGCACCACGACCCGGCGCUGCUGGAGCCGGCGCCCGAGGACGGCGACAGCGCGGAGGCGUCCCCGCGCCACCUGCGCCACUGGCUGGACGACGUGCGCCAGGCCGCCGACGCCGCGGACAUAGCGCUGCCGUGGGCGGGCGCGGCGCAGGCGCAGACCGCCGCGGGCCCCUGGCCACAGGGCACGCAGUACCCGCAGCCGACGCCGUACUCCGUGCCGACCGAGGAGACUCCCGACUACGCGACGCAAUACUACGCGCAGCAACAACACCUCGACCAACAGCAACAGCUCGGCCAGCAGCAACAACAGCUCGGCCAGCAACAACAACAGCUCGGUCAACAACAACAACAACAGCAGCCCGGCCAGCAACAACAGCUCGAGCUGCAGCAGGAGCCGCUGCAGCAGCAGCCGGCAGUGGAGGAGCCGGCGCAGUACGCGCAGUAUGAGGACUGGGGCCACGCCGCCGAGCCGGGGCCCUACGCCGAGCCCGGGCCCUACGCCGACCCCUACUGGCAGCCCGACUCCUACUCCUACGGAGAGGGCGAGGCGCCGCAGAUCUCGAUGCCGGGCUCGCGCCGCGCCGACUCGCUCGCCGCGCCCGCGCAUGCGCACGACGAGGAGCCCGACGCGGAGCCUCCGAAGGCUCCGAGCAACAAGAAGCAGGAGGACAAGCCCAAGGCGGAGGGCGCCAAGGACGGCAAGGCCAGCAAGGGCGGCUGGCUGGGCGGCAUCCUCACCAAGCUGUCGCUGCGGCCGCCCAACCAGAUGAUCCUGCCCGACGACAAGAACCCCACCAUCGUGUGGGACGCGGAGACCAAGCGCUGGCGCAACCUGGACGGGGACAGCGCCGACAGCGCGCCGCCGCCGCCGCCGCCGCGGGACCUGCCGCCCGCCAUGCAGUCAGUACCCACGAGCACGUCCCCUCCUCCGCCGUCCGCCGGCGCUCCGCCCUCCGCGCCCGUCUCUAACAUAUUCAAAAUGCAGAAAGGAAGACACAUCAAGAAGUCGUACGUGGACGUGCUGAACCCCGGCGGCGCAGGCCCCGGGCCGGGCCCCGCGCCGGCCCCCGCCGUGCUGGGCCCCAGCGUGCCGCUGCAGCCGCCGCCCAGCUACUUCGUGCCCGCGCCACUGCCGCAGGAAGCGGAAGCCCUGCCCAACGGCCAUUAACCAGCGGCGUGUACGACGCGCCCAUGGUGGAGAGCGAGCGCGACCCGUACGAGCACAGCGGCAUAUAGCGCGCCGCCCGGACUCGUUCGUCACAAACUCAAACUGUACAGCCCUACAGACACUCCGGCCUUCUCCAGUACUUUCUUCUUGUUUCUGAUUCUCGCUCUGUAUACUCAAUUGUUAAGAAAAUAUUUUUAUUUUAAAUUAUGUUAGAGUUAUGAACUGAUGGUAUUUUGAUUUGACACAAUAUUUUAUAAAUUUAUUAUGUAUAGAUGCACUUUUCUUAUUAUUUCCAUCCCUAUGUUGUCGAUUUAUUUUCUUUUAGUCAUAGCUAGGUUUAGGUGUCGGUACCGUGUACUGUAGCGAGUGGGUCAAUGUGUCCACUGCGAUAUAGCGCGCGAGUAGUGGGGGGGGGGCGCUGCAUGUAUAAAACAAUUAAUGCCUUAGUAAGACAAAGAUACGCGUCAUUUGUAUAGAAGCAUAGUCUCGGCUUAUAUAUGUAUAUUGGAAUGAGGACAGGCGGGGACGCGUCUGCUUAACAUUGUAUUAUAAUUAUAAUAAUUCAAAACAUAUGGAAAAUAUUUAAUAAAAUGUUUAUGUUAUGCUUA
Messenger RNA from Spodoptera frugiperda (fall armyworm), 7161 nucleotides. RefSeq lists its product as uncharacterized. Gene Ontology annotation, cellular component: ER to Golgi transport vesicle membrane; endoplasmic reticulum exit site. The record is from RefSeq and is a predicted model, not a curated record. The coding region runs from base 314 to 6553 and encodes 2079 amino acids. NCBI's taxonomy places the organism in Eukaryota, Metazoa, Arthropoda, Insecta, Lepidoptera, Noctuidae. Gene Ontology annotation, biological process: Golgi organization; autophagy; COPII vesicle coat assembly. The transcript is spliced from 26 exons.